GGGAAAAAAAACUUAACUUGUACCAAAUCCAUCGGUGAAUACACACAGAUUGGUAUUAGGGUUCUUUUCAAACUUUGGGUCCAUUAUGGCUAGAGCUUUAGUUCAUUCAAUAAACAUUCCAUCUUCCGUUGCGAAUGAAAGGGAUGAACAAUUCAAUGGAUCUCAGAAAAAUCAAACAAGUUUUAGAAUGACGUGUGAUGUAAAAUUUCCUUCUUUCAAGCUGAAAAGUUCUGUAGGACUGCGAGCCUGCAAUGCAUUAGAUGCAAAAUCUGGAGAAACUCUCGUGGCAGCUGAAACUUUUGUAAAAGGGUCUCGAAUUGUUCCAAAAGCAAUGUCUGAUGAAGCAGUAAUUGCACAAAAUGAGGCCAUGCGACUAGGUCACAAUUUAAUUGGAACAGAACAGAUUCUGUUGGGUCUUAUAACUGGUAUUGCUGCUAAGGUUCUUAAAUCCAUGGGAAUUAAUUGGAGAGAUGAUGCUCGUAUUGAAGUAGAGAAGAUUAUUGGCAAGGGGCAUAAUUACGAACACUUGCUACUUGAAUUGUUGCGCGGUGGUAAAGGUAUGGCUGCUCGUGUUCUUGAAAACUUGGGUGCUGAUGACCUCAAUAACAUUUACAAUCAGGUCUUAAGGAUGGUUGGCAAGAGUAAUGUGGGUGUUGCUGCUAGUGUUGGAGGUGGAACUCCUGGCCCAAAUAUUUUUUUUUUGAUAUGGUUGAUAUUGAACAAAGUAUUCAAGUGUUAAUCUUUAUGUAGGACCUAAUUUCUGUUUUAGCUCUUUGCUGUUUAUUUGCUUAUUAGGAUGGUAGAUUAUCUAUUACUUCUAUGAGACGUAGUUUUAAUGGUAA
This is a messenger RNA of Solanum pennellii, 842 nucleotides long. Its product is annotated as ATP-dependent Clp protease ATP-binding subunit ClpA homolog CD4A, chloroplastic-like. Lineage: Eukaryota; Viridiplantae; Streptophyta; Magnoliopsida; Solanales; Solanaceae. The record is from RefSeq and is a predicted model, not a curated record. The transcript has 4 exons. The coding region runs from base 86 to 739 and encodes 217 amino acids.